AUGAAGCCUUGUAACCAUGGCAAACCAUCACAAACAAAAAUGUUAAUAAUGGUACGCAUUUUCUGCUUCUGCCUCGUUUCCACGUUAUUAUCUAUACAAGGCAGCCUUACUCUUACUCCAAAUGAGUCAAUCCAAGGCAAUAGGACCUUGGUUUCUUCUGCUGGAACUUUUGAAGCUGGAUUCUUCAACUUCGGAAAUUCACAAGGCCACUACUUUGGUAUAUGGUACAAGAACAUAACACCAAGGACCAUUGUGUGGGUGGCCAACAGAGAUGCCCCAGUGAAAAACUCAACAGCAUUUCUCACACUAACAGAACAAGGAGUUCCUGUUAUUCUUGAUGCAUCAAGGAGUGUUGUGUGGUCCUCCAAUACAUCAAGAACUGCUAAGAAACCAGUUAUGCAGCUUCUAGACUCAGGAAAUCUUGUUGUGAAAGAUGAAGACGAUACAAAAAACCUUUUGUGGGAAAGUUUUGAUUACCCUGGUGACACUUUCCUUGCAGGAAUGAAACUUAGAACAAACUUUGUUACUGGUUCUUUUAGGUCUCUCACAUCUUGGAAAAACGCUGAAGAUCCUGGCUCUGGUGAGUUUUCAUAUCAUAUAGAUGCUCAUGGCUUUCCUCAACUGGUUACUACAAAGGGAGAAAUUUUGAUUAGUAGAGGAGGGUCAUGGAACGGCUUUGUUUUCAGUGGAGUUUCUUGGCGAAGAAUGCUUACACUCGUCAAUUUUUCCCUAGUGAUUAACGACAAGGAAGUCAUUUAUCAAUAUGAAACCCUACAGGCUGAAAUUGUUACUAGGUUAGUGAUCAAUCCACAAGGCUUUGUGCAACGUUUGUUAUGGUCGGGUAGGAACCGUGGCUGGGAGAUUUUAUCUACUCGUCCCAUGGAUCAGUGUGAAUAUUAUGCCUUUUGUGAUGUGAAUUCCAUGUGCAAUGUUACUAACUCUCCAAAAAUAUGUACAUGCUUGGAAGGUUUCGUACCACAGUUCUAUGAAAAGUGGAGUUCAUUGGAUUGGUAUGGUGGGUGUGUUAGAAGAGUAAACUUGAGUUGCGAUGGUGAUGGGUUUCUAAAGUACACAGGAAUGAAGUUUCCAGACACUACUUCAUCUCGGUAUGACGAGAGUUUGAGCCUUGAGAAAUGUGAGAAAUUAUGUUUGAAAAACUGCUCUUGUACAGCAUAUGCAAAUAUAGAUGUCAAUGGGACAGGGUGCUUGCUUUGGUUUGGUAACAUUUCGGACUUGACAAGACACACAGAUCAAGGACAAGAUAUUUACAUACGACUUGCAGCUUCAGAGUUAGAUCAUAGAGGGAAUAACCAGAGCUUCGAUAACAAGAAGCUUGCAGGGAUACUAGUAGGCAUUGCGGCAUUCGUCAUGGUACUUGGAUUGGCCACAUUUACAUAUAUGAAGAGGAAGAAGGUCUCGAAGGGAGGUGUGUUUAUGAAAAAGUAA
Sphenostylis stenocarpa is the source of this 1446-nucleotide messenger RNA. The record is from the annotation of a GenBank genome assembly. Lineage: Eukaryota; Viridiplantae; Streptophyta; Magnoliopsida; Fabales; Fabaceae.